GCUUUUACACCCGCCGACGCGACCCGGUUGAUCGGUCCCGCUGUACUGUGCCCGCGCGCCAGUCUGCGCAGCCUCGAUCGUGUGCGCCGUCGCGUCUGAUCUGAGCAUAUCGCAGCGUUAGCCGCUAUUGAAAGUGACCACGGAUACGAGGAGAAUGCAAUCGCGUAUCGGUAGCCCAGCGUGAAUGCAGUUGCCGAACAAAGGAAGAUCCAGAGGAAGUCUGGUGGAGUACGGUCGGUAGCUGUCGCUACUACGGCACGCUUGAGCUAGCUAGAGCUUGCGAGCUUGUCAGCUUGGUGACCGUGCACAUGCACCAGCGAAACACGGUUUUGAUUAGCAGCUGCAUGCAAAAGUUCAAAAAUUCGCUGUUCCCAAAAUCGAGAAGGAGUUUUUUUUAUUGAUAGCCUUGAGUUUGUCUGGGCGAGACGUCCUGUGGAGAGUAGGCUGCCUUGUUGAGUGACCAGCCGGCGCAUCGGCAGCCAUGCCUCAGGAACAGCCUGCGAACAGAGGAGAACUUGCUAUUCAAAAGCUAUUGGAUGAGAAUGCCCAAUUGAUAAGGGCCAUUGUUGAUCAACAAGCUCGUGGACAGGCUAAUGAAUGCAUAGCAUAUCAGAAGAUCUUGCAUCGCAAUCUGAUUCACCUGGCUGCUGUUGCAGAUAAAGUCAACCCAGUCAUACCAGCGAAAGUUUCACUGCCAAGCCAAGUUUCAUCAUCUUCAUCUGUCAAUGGUUCCACUACAACGCUGGCGACAUCCACAGCGGCAGCUGAAGCAAAGCUGGUGGGAGCGGCAGGAGUAGCAACUGCAGCAGCAGCAGCAGCAACUCCAGCCGUAGUGUCAGCCAGUACUGCUGGUCAAUCGUCCACCUCAUCACCACCUGUGGACAUGACAGGGGCAUCGGCUGCGGCUGCUCGUCACGUCCAGUCGGCUGCGACACCGGCUGCUGCCACUGGCGACACAACCAGUAGCUCUCCUGCUCUUCCUGUCAACAGCCCAGCUACCAAUGUUGGUGUGCUUUCGCCCCUGUCACAGGAUGCGUCAACGCGACAGGGUGGAAGUUCUCAGGCACACAGUGCAGCACCCACUCCUGGCGGCCAGCAUGGUGGUGCUGCUGGUGCUGCUGGUGCUGCUGGUGUUGGCAGCAAUGUCGCAGGUGGCAUGCAACAAACAGCAUCCCUUAGUACUUCGCAGGUCAACUACCAAUCACCUGGUCAGUCGUUUCUUAGCUCUCAAACUCAGUCCAUGCCAGUCGAUGCUGAUCUGCAACAGCAACAACAUCUGCAGCAGCAACUCCAGCUUCAACAAGAGCAGCAGCAAAAGCAGCAGCUUCAACAGGCUCAGCUGCAACACUUGCAGCAGCAGCAAAUGCAGCAAGCUCACCAACAGCAACAAUUACAACAGCAACAGCAACAGCAGCAGCAAUUGCAACAACAGCAGAUGCAGCAGCAGUUGCAGCAACAGCAACAGUUACAACAGCAGCAACAAAUGCAGCAGAUGAAGCAACAGAUGCAGCAACAGCAGCUCCAGCAAAUGCAACAGCAAGGCUUUACAUCUCAACAGCAGCAGCAAGCCCAACAGCAACAGCUUCAGCAGUAUCAGCAAGCACAGCUGCAAAUGUCUCUGCCACAGCAGCAGCAACAACAACAACAACAGCAGCAGCAGCAGCAAGCACAGUCUUCAUUGCUCAAUACCACUACUGGUCCAGGUUCUGUUUCAAUGCAAGCUGCUGGGGCUUCCUCUUUUGCUAACACCUCCAAUAACCUUAUGUCGCAGCAACCCAUUCCUUCAUCAAUGGGCUUUUCUGCGUCUCACCAACAGCAGCAACAACAACAACAGCAGCAGCUGGCAGCUAUGCAGCAAUAUCAAAUGAUGCAGCAGCAGCAGCAACAGCAACAAUCCGGCCAGGGAAUGGCAGGUCAGUUUUCUGCAACGCCUGGUGCCGGAAUGCUGUCCAAUCCUGCCAUGCAGGUUGGUGGGGCUGCACAGCAUGCCGGUGUUGGUAUGGGCGCUCAGGGUUCCAUGGGUCUCAUGUAGACUGCUGCUCAGACUUCCGUGAGUCUCGUGUAGACUGCUCAGACUCCCAUGGGUCUCAUGUAGACUGCUGUCCUACUAAGGCAGAUGCCUUGACGGUGUAGUCAUCGAACUGCUGUUUGUUCCGCAUGAUGUCUGCACUUUGACAAUGUAGUCAUCGAGGAGCUGUUGUUUGUUCUGCGUCCCUUCGGUUUAUAUGGGCCUGUAGAACUGGCCCGUACUGUAUUAUGAAGUGGGCACCUUGUGAACAGUUGAACAUUUUCUUGAGCACAGUCACUGUCCAGCAUGAUUGAGAUCAGCUAGAUACAGGAGAGUUAGGUGUGUGUGAUUUAGAAUGCUGACAUAGGUGCAGCUAAGUAUUCAUCUAUGCCCUAGCUCUUUAGCCUGAGCAGUGCUGACAGCCUGAGUGGCGCUGAUACGCCUUGUUGAAGUUAGGCUACCUACGCUCGUAUUGAAGACAACAAUUGAGUCUACUUACUUUUCAGUAUAUUACUUGUGUGUGUGUGUGUGUUGUUGUUGUUGUUGUUGGUGGUGUUGUUGAUGUUGUAUUUAGGCAGCCCUUGUUGUUGCAGAGGCUGGACCCUGUGCAUGUGUAUGCUGCAACUAGAUGUAACGCUGUGUGUCUGCGUUGCGCCGCUUGUGUUCCCAUUGCGCAUGUUGUGUGUGUCUGCAUUGCGUCGCUUGUGUUGCCAUUGUGCAUGUCGCCCUGUAGCCAUAUUGCUUCUUUCCUUAAUGUUAUGCUGGUUCAGAAAGGUGUUAGCGCUGUGUCAUCUUGAUUAGCUUCUAUACUUCAAAUAGCUGAAAAUGCUUGCUCCUAGAGCAAUACCCAUACUGUCAUUCAAUAUUGCCUUUUCCUUUAUAAAAGAGUAAUAAUUCUAAAACGUAUACCGGUA
Sycon ciliatum is the source of this 2922-nucleotide messenger RNA. RefSeq lists its product as uncharacterized. NCBI's taxonomy places the organism in Eukaryota, Metazoa, Porifera, Calcarea, Leucosolenida, Sycettidae. The transcript has 5 exons. The coding region runs from base 482 to 2032 and encodes 516 amino acids. The record is from RefSeq and is a predicted model, not a curated record.